AGACAUCCGCUAGGCGAGGUGUCUGCUGCCGCCGGCUUUGAGAGGUCAUUUCAAGUGGAGUGCUGCUUAUCCCUCCGUGCAGUUUAUAUUAUUUAUAAGUUAAUAACGCGAGUUGUUAUCAGUGUCACGUGUGCAUCCUUAUCGUCUGCUACCAUGAAGCUUCCAGUUUCCCUCAUCUUGCAGCUCAGGCAGGCUGCCCUACGAAAUUCUGCGGGAAUGGCACUGCAUACCUCUGCAGUUCGAGGAGCAAGUGGGGCAGACGUCCGGAUCGAGUCUGACACCUUUGGCGAGCUGAAAGUCCCCGCCGACAAAUAUUAUGGCGCGCAAACGAUGCGGUCCAUGAUUAAUUUCAACAUCGGAGGUGAACAUGAACGUAUGCCACUUCCAGUGAUCAAGGCCUUUGGCAUCCUGAAGAAGGCUGCAGCAGUUGUCAACAAGGACUACGGGCUUGACCCAAAAUUGGUGGAUGCAAUCGUAAAGGCUGCCGAUGAGGUGAUAGAUGGAACGUUGAAGGACCACUUUCCGUUGGUAAUCUGGCAGACGGGAUCGGGCACUCAGUCGAACAUGAACGUCAACGAAGUGAUUGCCAACCGCGCCAUCGAAAUCCUCGGCGGAAAAUUGGGGAGCAAGACUCCAGUCCAUCCAAACGAUCACGUCAACAAGAGUCAGAGCUCCAACGACACCUACCCUACGGCAAUGCACAUUGCUGUCGCCAUGGAGAUCGACACGCUGCUCUUACCUGCGCUCAAAAAACUUCACGGUGCCCUUCAGGAGAAAGCGAGGGAGUUUGAGGAGAUAAUUAAAAUUGGUAGGACACACACACAGGAUGCUGUUCCUCUGACGCUCGGACAAGAAUUUGGUGGAUAUGCCACUCAGAUCCAGUUUGGAAUUGAGAGGGUGAAGGCAACUUUGCCACAUCUUUAUUACCUGGCUGCAGGCGGUACGGCCGUUGGAACGGGCCUCAACACGCGGGUGGGAUUUGCGGAGAAGGUGGCCGAAAAGGUGUCGUCGUUCACAGGUCUGCCCUUUGUGACCGCACCCAACAAGUUCGAAGCCCUAGCGGCGAACGACGCCAUGGUGGAGGUUUCGGGUGCCCUGAAUGUUGUCGCGUGUAGCCUGAUGAAGAUAGCCAACGACAUUCGUUUCCUCGGAUCUGGGCCACGUUGCGGAUUCGGCGAAUUGUCGCUGCCCGAGAACGAGCCUGGGAGCAGCAUCAUGCCCGGCAAGGUGAAUCCGACCCAGUGCGAAGCCGUUACCAUGGUUGCCGCCCAGGUUAUGGGAAACCACGUAGCUGUGACGGUCGGCGGAAGCAACGGCCACUUUGAACUCAAUGUCUUCAAGCCCCUCAUCGUGUCCAAUGUCUUGCGUUCCAUCCGGCUCAUUGCGGACAGUUCGGUCUCCUUCACGGACAACUGUGUCAGUGGCAUCGUUCCCAACAAGGAACACAUAAAAAAGCUUCUGCACGAAUCCCUGAUGCUGGUGACGGCACUCAACCCCCACAUCGGCUACGACAAAGCUGCCAAGAUCGCCAAGACGGCCCACAAAGAGGGCGCCACCCUCAAGGAGACUGCCAUCAAGCUGGGAAUCCUGACGUCGGAACAGUUCGACCAGUGGGUGCGCCCGGAAGACAUGUUGGGUCCCAAGUGAGAGUGGACGUGCUCUCUUCGGACAUAAUUUUUGUUUUACCUCGUUGCAAGAUAUUUUGGUUUGCAAAUAGAAAAAGGAAAGAAAAAAAGGAUGUUGCAAAAAAUGGAAGGUGCGGUUGAAUCAGUUCCGGCUCCGUAGGGUGUCCUCCAUUUUGGAUGGACAAAAUGUACAGGUUUUGCAAGAUAAAGUACUACGUUUACCAGGUAGUGCCAAGAUUAUGUUUAUUCUGUACUGUAAAAAUAAACACUGGGAAAGGGGGGCUUUGAAGCGUUCCUCAACAGUGUA
Ornithodoros turicata is the source of this 1932-nucleotide messenger RNA. Its product is annotated as fumarate hydratase, mitochondrial-like. The coding region runs from base 154 to 1647 and encodes 497 amino acids. Gene Ontology annotation, cellular component: mitochondrion; tricarboxylic acid cycle heteromeric enzyme complex. Gene Ontology annotation, molecular function: fumarate hydratase activity. Gene Ontology annotation, biological process: malate metabolic process; tricarboxylic acid cycle; fumarate metabolic process. The record is from RefSeq and is a predicted model, not a curated record. The transcript is spliced from 10 exons. Lineage: Eukaryota; Metazoa; Arthropoda; Arachnida; Ixodida; Argasidae.